Pestalotiopsis fici W106-1 is the source of this 1146-nucleotide messenger RNA. RefSeq lists its product as uncharacterized. The record is from RefSeq and is a predicted model, not a curated record. Bases 1 to 1146 code for a protein of 381 amino acids. NCBI's taxonomy places the organism in Eukaryota, Fungi, Ascomycota, Sordariomycetes, Amphisphaeriales, Sporocadaceae. The transcript is spliced from 3 exons.
AUGGAUGAAAACGCGCGUAGGAGGAGGCAGAACGAAGCGCCUAUAAACACAACUUCGAAUUCAAGAUACCCCGAUCCAAAUGCGCAGAGGAGACCGUACGGCGCAAGCACAGGCGCGUCUGACAGGUAUCGCCCCGCGUCUCUCAACACGUCCCCUACGACGGCACGAGGCAUGGGAGCAACGGGUGGGUACAGCGGCUACUAUCAGGAACAAGCCGCGGCUUUCUCGACCGCCAUGCCACAAAACACAAUGCCAUACCAAUCCGAGUAUGGGCAGGAUACGAGGCAAACAACACAGAAUUUCGGCGCCUACAACACUCCCAUGAUGUACAACGUCCCGCAAGCGGGUGCGCAAAGUGCCGUCUACGAUACGAGUCAACAGUUUCCGUCUCGGCAGCCUGCAGCAAUGCAGAUUAUGCCAACCGAUGUGGCCGCCCCCUACUUCCCGGGUGAACCAACCAACUCGGCUGCUGCGUCUGGUUUGCAAGGUCAAGGGACUUCUUCGAGCACUUCUGCAGUAUAUCAACAAAGCCCGGGAGACCAACGCGCCAUGCUUCAGAACUACCCCAGCGGAAUGGCGUCAAUGAGCGGAAUGUCACAGGCGAGCGCGCCGCAAGAGCAGCCUGUCCAACAGGAGGAAGAGGAUUACGGCCACAUGGGGCAGGCUUAUAACGAAUAUCAAUCAGCUCUGAAGGAGAUCUUCACCAAUAUUCGGAACGGUGUCCUAAUGACAGCCAGCGACUCUCUCCUCAGUGUAUCUGAUUGGCUCUUGUCAAAGGCAAAUGAGCUGGGUCUAGUUGUUGACAACCCCGAACUUCACCACGACCGCAUCAAGCUCUGGAAUGACUUUAACCAUGCAUGGCUUGGACUGUUACAAAAGCAGAAGGACAUGGUCGAAUCCGGCAUUGCCCCUCAGAGGGGCCAGACAUUGAUCACAGAAGAAAGGCUGAAUAAGAUGGGCAAGGAACUGGUUCGAAUGUGCGAUGGAAUCGAGCGCCAUGGUCUGGUGGACUACGAAUAUGGCGUGUGGGAAGAACAUAUUGUGGAGAUCCUGACAGAGUGUCUUGAUCUCUACGGCGGCAACAACAACGAUGACGCCGACACGAGCACCAAUGCUGCCGGGCCAAGCCACAGUGCUUCCCGCUAA